UCCGCCGCGAUACGGAGCGGAGGACCAGAAAUCUGCAGCUCCCAGAACGAGGAGAUGAAAAUGAUGCUGCCUGGAAAAAGGGAUUAAUCGUCAGAAAGCAGACAUGCCGCCGCUGAGCAUCCGUCGCGACGCCUGACCGACCAUGAUGAAGACCGAAUCCACAUCCAAGAGCACCGGCUCCGGCUCCACGCUCCGGAGCCCAUCCCCGCACAGGAACGCGUACGAGGCGGGGAUGCAGGCCCUGAAGCCCGUCAAAGACAAUGCCGCCAACGGGGACGUGCAGGAGGGGCCCCGGGGCCGCAGGUACGGCUCCAACGUGCACCGGAUCAAGAACAUGUUCCAGCAGAUGCAGACCACGUCCCCGGCCGAGGCGGAGGGGGAGGACGCGGCCAGGACCGGGGACAAGUCGGUGCGCCUGUCCCUGCCCAGAGCCGGCAGCCUGAACGAGAACGUGGACCACAGCGCGCUGCUCAAGCUGGGGUCCACGGUGUCCGAGCGGGUCAGCAAGUUCGACCCCAAGGCCGAGAACGGCCACCAGCGGGCCUCGUCGCCCAGCUACUCCAAGCUGCAGGAGACGCGCCGCAUCUUCGAGCAGCAGCAGGAGCGGCAGCAGCAGGAGAAGCUGAGCACCACCAGGGUGCUGCUGAAGACCGACAAGGCCUCCGGCUUCCAGGACGGCCGGCUGGACGUGGUGGCCCGCUUCAACGGCAGCACCGAGUCCCUGGACAGCCUGGACACCAGCGAGGCCGUGUCCCCGACGGUCAGCCAGCUCAGCGCCGUCUUCGAGAGGGCGGCCGAGCUCCGGAACAACCUCCACCGGCUGUCCUCCACGCCGCCGCUGCCCUCCCGGGGCGUCAGCGCCAAGGUGGGGGUGUUGAACUCCAAGAUAAUCACCAAGAGGGUCAGUGCCUUCGCGUCGGGCCACCAGGAUGAAGAGAUGAGCAAUCAGAAGGGUCCCCGGGGGAGGGGGACCCCCCCAUCCGAAAGCAUCAACGGGGAUCAGGGUGUCCUGCUCUCCUCUGGACUCUCCAGUAAUGUCGGAGAGUCCAACCAGAAAACAGAAAAGACUGUCUCGGAUGCGGGCGUCGAGGCCAAAGCCGAGGUCCAACCCGAAGAGUAUUAUGGGACCAAGGAGCCCAGAAGCACAACGCAGCAGGAGCACAUCCGCAUCUCGGUGGAGAACGGCGACUCGGCCGCCCAGAAGCAAGGCUCUCCACAGGGCGGCGAGAAGGACGCCGAGGACGAGGACGACAGGACGCUCAGAGACGACCUGUCGGGCCGAGACUCUGUGGAUAUCAGUACCUACAGCGCGGUGGGCGACGACUUCGGAGGGAGCCAGAAGGACGAGGAGGAGGAGGAGGACGAGGAGGACGACCGCUACGAGCCCGAGUCCAGCUGCGUGGAGAUCGCCGCGCUGCCCGCGGAGGAGGACCCGCCCCCUUCCAGGAAGAUCCGCUUCAGUGCAGAGCCCAUCAAGGUUUUCGCCACCUACCCCAACGAGGACUACGACAGGCGCAAUGAGGACGUGGACCCGAUGGCGGCGUCGGCCGAGUACGAGCUGGAGAAGAGGGUGGAGCGGCUGGACCUGUUCCCCGUGGAGCUGGAGAAAGACGGAGACGGGCUGGGCAUCAGCAUCAUCGGGAUGGGAGCCGGGGCCGACAUGGGCCUGGAGAAACUGGGCAUCUUCGUCAAGACGGUGACAGAAGGAGGCGCGGCGCACAGGGACGGCCGAAUCCAGGUGAACGAUCUGAUCGUGGAGGUGGACGGGACCAGCCUGGUGGGUGUGACGCAGAGCUUCGCCGCCUCCGUUCUCAGGAACACCUCAGGGACCGUCAAGUUCGUGAUCGGGAGAGAGAAGCCGGGCGAGCAGAGCGAGGUGGCUCAGCUGAUCCAGCAGACGCUGGAGCAGGAGCGCUGGCAGAGGGAGAUGAUGGAGCAGAGAUACAGCCAGUACAUGGAGGAGCAGGAGGGCGGCGAGUACGGCACGGACGAGGAGGAGGACGAGGACGAGGAGGCCAGCCCGCCGUAUCCCAGCGCCAUCGAGGUGUUCGAGCUGGCGGAGAACGAGGACCUGUCCCCUCUGGAGGCCGACCCCGAGAAGCUGGCCCACAAAUACAAGGAGCUGCAGAUCAAGCACGCCGUGACGCAGGCCGAGAUCCAGCAGCUGAAGCGAAAGCUGCACCACGCCGAGCAGGAGAAGCAGCGCUGGCGGAUGGACAAGGCCCAGCUGGAGCACACCCUGCAGGAGAACAAGGAGCGCAUGGAGAAGCUGGAGGGCUACUGGAUGGAGGCGCAGAGCCUGUGCCAGGCGGUGGACGAGCACCUGAAGGAGACGCAGGCGCAGUACCAGGCGCUGGAGCGCAAGUACAGCAAGGCCAAGCGGCUCAUCAAGGAGUACCAGCAGAAGGAGAUCGAGUAUCUGAAGAAGGAGACGCAGCGCUGCGCUCAGGUGGGGGCGGAGGCCACGCUGCUGAAGGAGGAGUCGGGGCAGCUGCAGGAGCAGGUGGCUGAUCUGGAGUGUCGGGUGGAGGAGCUGAAAUCUGAACCUUUAUAAGCCUUUUUUUCCCCUGUUUUACAUCCAAAACCUGUCCUGAUGGAGUCUAACAGUAGGACGAGUCUCAUGUCUGCUUUCUGUAUCUCAGCCUCCUAAUCCCAUUUUUACAGCUUUUAUUUCUUUCUGUUGUUUUUUUUUUUUAACAUUUAUGAGAACAUGAAGAGUUUUCUCAUUACAAACAAGACUGUGGAGCUCUAGAUGUUACUCUUCCCGUUUCUUUUUUCAGUAUUUAAUCCCCUAAUUUGUGACUUGUGUCGGACCGAGCUCUCUGCUUUGGUUUUUUUUUUUAAUUGCCAAAAAACCCGAACUCCUUUCCCCCCCCCCCCCCCCCCCUUUUUCUCCGUUUGGUGACCUUCUUUCUUUUCUGACUUUGUACAGAUGUGAAACUGUGUGGUUUUAACAAUUGCUUCGGUUUGUAAAAAAAAAAAAAAAAAAAAGUUUUAAUGUGUAUAACAUUUAACAUAAUAUAAAAGUGGCGAGCGCUGCGGGUCGCUGUACAUUUGAGGUGGUGGAGAUGACCUGGAGGAUCCGCUCGGACUGAAUCCACUCCGUUAGGGAUCUUAUCACGUAACCUUGAGAACCACCUGCUGCCUACCUUUCAGAAGUGUUUUGUGUGUUUUUUUUACACCUCCGGGUUCCAAACCCUGCCCCUCAGCCCCCCCCCCCCCCGGAAAAGGGACGCCGGAGAACGGUUAGGGCCGGUCUUAGUGAGGACUACUGAGGAACGACUGGGACGCUACCAGCAGCAGGACCAGCUCGUCCAGCUCCAACCAGCAGCUGCACACGGACAAACACUGCCAGGUUUCUACCUGAUUCAGUUUACGCACACUUUAAAAAAAGUAAAAAAAGAAAAAAAAAGAAAAAAAAAAGUCUACUUGUGUCAACGGUCAUACCAGUAUGUUUGUAUAGUUCAGCUCGGACUGAAAUAUUUGAAUUUUACUUAAUAUUUAUAAUAUAGUCGAGUUGGGAAAUUAUGAGCUAACAGAAGGACAAAAACUGACAGAAGCAAUGCAAAACGUAACGUCCAAUAGACUUAAGUUAUUCUGUGUCAUGUUGAGAAAAAAAAAAAGAAGAGAAAACGUAGAUCUGGAUGACUACAAAAACAAAAUUUAUGAAUUAAUUGAAAAAAAUGGGCAUGGUUAUGAGUAUUUUCAUAAUAUUAAGGCUUGUACAGUGCACAUGCUUUGCAUUGUAUGUUUUGUGGAAUAAAUGGUCAACAGUG
Messenger RNA from Salarias fasciatus (jewelled blenny), 3776 nucleotides. RefSeq names its product neurabin-2-like. Gene Ontology annotation, molecular function: actin filament binding. The record is from RefSeq and is a predicted model, not a curated record. The transcript is spliced from 11 exons. Lineage: Eukaryota; Metazoa; Chordata; Actinopteri; Blenniiformes; Blenniidae. Gene Ontology annotation, biological process: neuron projection development; actin filament organization; calcium-mediated signaling. Bases 143 to 2554 code for a protein of 803 amino acids. Gene Ontology annotation, cellular component: dendrite; cytoplasm; actin cytoskeleton.